GGGUAAGGUCUUCCUGUCCUAGGAAGAAAUCGGUGGCUGCGGGAGGUCUCCGCGGACUGGGACUCGAUCCAGACAGACCCGGCAGUAUGGGCCUCCUUUUCAAAGCAGGGAAGAAUGGAGAUGGUUGGGUGAUUUCCAUUCCUCUGUGAGGCUUUCAGGAGUUAGAAAGUGAUUGCUAUGUUGGCCAGGGUGGCCUCGAACUCCAGAACUCAGCUUUCAUGCCUUGCCCCACUGCACCCAGUCCUGACUUCACAAAAAGGUUCUGGUUUGGAUAAUGUGAUCCCUUCUCAGCUCUGAAAAGUGGGACUAGGGCAGGAGGAUUGCUUACAGCAGGAUCAGAGGCCCAGUCCUAGGCCAAGGAGAGAAGCCCAAGGAAGAUUAACCAAUUUUGAAAUUCUAAAAACAUGGUCCAUGGAUCAGUGACAUUCAGGGAUGUGGCCAUCGACUUCUCUCAGGAGGAGUGGGAGUGCCUGCAGCCUGCUCAGAGGACCUUGUACAGGGAUGUGAUGCUGGAGAACUACAGCCACCUGAUCUCACUGGCAGGAAGUUCCGUUUCUAAGCCAGAUGUGAUUACGCUACUAGAGCAAGAGAAAGAGCCCUGGAUGGUUGUAAGGAAAGAAACAAGCAGAUGGUAUACAGAUUUGGAAUCAAAAUGUGGACCUGAGAAAAUAUCACCAGAAAAUGAUAUUUCUGAAAUAAAUUUACCAAAACAGGUUAUAAGGCAAAUAAGUAAAACACUUGGCCUUGAGGCCUUUUAUUUUAGAAAUGUCUCAGAAUAUAGAUGUAGAUUUGAGGGACUACAGGGACAUCAAGAAGGAUAUAUCAAUAUCAAUCAGAAGAUGAUCAACUAUGAAGAAAUGCCUACUUAUCCUCAUGCUUCUCUUAUUCACAAUACACAUAAACCAUAUGAAUGUAAGGAAUGUGGGAAAUACUUUAGUUGUGGUUCACAUCUUAUUCAGCAUCAAAGUAUUCAUACUGGAGAGAAACCCUAUAAAUGUAAAGAAUGUGGGAAAGCCUUUCAACUUCACAUACAACUUACUCAACAUCAGAAAUCUCAUACUGGUGGGAAACCUUUUGAAUGUAAGGAAUAUGGAAAAGCCUUUAAUCUUCCCACCCAGCUUAAUAGCCAUAAGAAUAUUCACACAGGUGAGAAACUGUUUGAAUGUAAGGAAUGUGGGAAGUCCUUUAAUCGUAGCUCAAACCUUACUCAGCAUGAAAGUAUUCAUGCUGGUGUAAAACCUUAUCAGUGUAAGGAGUGUGGGAAAGCCUUUAAUCGUGGUUCAAAUCUUAUUCAGCAUCAGAAAAUUCAUUCCAAUGAGAAACCCUUUGUAUGUAGGGAAUGUGAGAUGGCCUUUCGAUAUCAGUACCAACUUAUUGAACAUUGCCAAAUUCAUACUGGUGAGAAACCCUUUGAAUGUAAAGAAUGCAGGAAGGCCUUUACUCUUCUGACAAAGCUUGUUCGACAUCAGAAGAUUCAUGCAGGUGAGAAGCCCUUUGAAUGUAGAGAAUGUGGAAAGGCCUUUAGUCUUCUCAACCAGCUAAAUCGCCAUAAGAACAUUCACACAGGUGAAAAACCAUUUAAAUGUAACGAAUGUGGGAAGUCCUUCAACCGUAGUUCAAACCUUAUCCAACAUCAGAGUAUUCAUGCUGGUGUAAAACCAUAUGAAUGUAAGGAGUGUGGGAAAGGCUUUACUCGUGGUGCAAAUCUUAUUCAGCAUCAAAAAAUUCAUUCCAAUGAGAAACCCUUUGUAUGUAGGGAAUGUGAGAUGGCCUUUAGAUAUCAUUACCAACUUAUUCAACAUUGCCAAAUUCAUACUGGUGGGAAGCCCUUUGAAUGUAAAGAAUGUGGAAAGGCCUUUAGUCUUCUGACACAGCUUGCUCGACAUAAGAACAUUCAUACUGGUGAGAAACCAUUUGAAUGUAAAGACUGUGGGAAGGCCUUCAAUCGUGGCUCAAACCUUCUUCAACAUCAGAGUAUUCACACUGGUGUGAAGCCCUAUAAAUGUAAGGAGUGUGGGAAGGCUUUUAGGCUUCACCUACAACUUUCUCAGCAUCAGAAAACUCAUACAGGCGAGAAACCCUUUGAAUGUAAGGAAUGUGGGAAAUUCUUUCGUCAUGGUUCAAAUCUUAAUCAACAUCGAAGUAUUCAUACCGGAAAGAAACCCUUUGAGUGUAAGAAAUGUGGGAAAGCCUUUCGACUUCAUAUGCACCUUAUUCGACAUCAGAAAUUGCAUACUCGUGAGAAACCUUUUGAAUGUAAGGACUGUGGCAAGGCCUUCAGUCUUCCCAUCCAGCUUAAUUGCCAUAAGAAAAUUCACUCAGGUGGGAAGCCAUUUGAAUGUAAGGAAUGUGGGAAGUCCUUUAAUCGUGUCUCGAACCUUGUUCAACAUCAGAGUAUUCAUGCUGGUGUAAAACCAUAUGAAUGUAAGGAGUGUGGGAAAGGCUUUAAUCGUGGUUCAAACCUUAUUCAGCAUCAGAAAAUUCAUUCCAGUGAGAAACCCUUUGUAUGUAAGAAGUGUCAGAAGACCUUUAGAUAUCAUUACCAGCUUAUUGAACAUUGCCGAAUUCAUACUGGUGAGAAACCUUUUGAAUGUAAAGAAUGUGGAAAGGCCUUUAGUCUUCUGACACAGCUUGCUCAACAUCAGAUCAUUCAUACUGGUGAGAAGCCAUUUAAAUGUAAGGAGUGUGAGGAGGCCUUCAAUUGUGGCUCAAACCUUGUUCAACCUCAGAGUAUUCAUACUGAUGAGAAACCCUAUGAAUGUAAGGAGUGUGGGAAGGCUUUUAGACUUCACCUACAACUUUGUUGGCAUCAAAAACUCAUACAAGUGAGAAACUCUUUGAAUGUAAGGAAUAUGGGACAACCUUCAGAUAUCAGUACAAACUUACUGAACAUCAGAAAAUUCAUACUAGGGUGAAAGCCUUUGAAUGUAAGGAAUGUGGGAAGACCUUUGAUAUUAUUAUCAAUUUCUUGGACAUUAUGGAAUUCAUACUGGUGAGAACCCUUAUGAAUGUCAAGAAUGUAGGAAAUGCUUUACUGGUGGUAGAAACCUUAGAAUACAUCAGAGAAUUCAUACUGGUAAGAAAGCAUAUCAAUGUGAAGAAUGUGGGAAAGUCUUUAGUCAUAGUUCAAAUCUUGUUCAACAUGUUAAAAUUCAUACUGAUGAGAAACCCUGUGAAUGUAAGGAAUGUGAAAAGGGCUUUAGUAGUAAUUAUGAACUUACUGUACAUCUAAGAAUCCAUAUUGCUGAGAAACCUUGUGAAUGUAAGGAAUGUGGGAAAACUUAGAUUUUGCUCAGUCUUUACUGCAUAUCAAAGAAUUUAUACUAGUAUGAACCCUAUGAAUGUAAAGAAUGUGGAAAGACCUUUAGUUGUAGCUCGAGCGUUGUUCAACAUGUUAAAAUUCAUACUGGUGAGCAGCCUUGUGAAUGUGAAUGUAAAGGAUGUGGAAAGACCUUUAGAGUUAGUUCAGUCCUUUCUGCACAUCACAGAAUUCAUACUGAUGUGAAACCCUAUGAAUGUAAAGAAUGUGGACAAGCCUUUACUGUGAAUGGUCAGCUUACUCGACAUCAGAAAAUUCAUAAUAGAAGUUUUGUGAAUAUAAGGAGUGUGGACAAGCCUCCACUGUGUAUGAAAAAUUUACUCAACACCAGGAAAUUCACAUUAAUGAGAAAUCCUAUGAACAUAAAAGAAUGUGUGAAGAACUUUCGUCAUGACCUGGGAUUUGCUCAACAUCAGAGUAUUCAUACUGCUGAGAAAUCUUUUUAGCUUAAGAAUGUGGGAUGUUUUAUAUCCACACUAAAUGCCUUAGAGUUCAGAGAAGAUAAUUUUGGUGAGAAAGUUAUUGACGUGAGGAAUGUAGAGUACCUGCCAUGUUCACAGUUUACUGCCCAUGAAGUGUUUUACUGGAUUCAGGCAUACCUUGCUUAAUUGUUCAUUGUAGUUACUGUGUUUUAUACACAUUGAAGCUUUGCAGGAACCCUACAGUGAAUAAAUCAAUCAGCACCAUUUUCCAAACAGCAUGUGCACAUCUUGUGUCUUUGUGUCACACUUUAGUAGUUUUCAUAAUAUUUCAAACUUUUUCAUUGUUAUAUCUGUUAUGGUGAUCUAUGACCAGUGUUUUUUGAUGUUACUAGUGUGAUUGUUUUGGGAUACCACAAAUCCUGCCCAUAAAAGAUGGUGAACCU
Cebus imitator (Panamanian white-faced capuchin) is the source of this 4184-nucleotide messenger RNA. Its product is annotated as zinc finger protein 780B. Lineage: Eukaryota; Metazoa; Chordata; Mammalia; Primates; Cebidae. Gene Ontology annotation, molecular function: DNA-binding transcription factor activity, RNA polymerase II-specific; RNA polymerase II cis-regulatory region sequence-specific DNA binding. Gene Ontology annotation, biological process: regulation of transcription by RNA polymerase II. The record is from RefSeq and is a predicted model, not a curated record. The transcript has 7 exons. The coding region runs from base 405 to 2915 and encodes 836 amino acids.